CAGACAACUGAGCUCCAAUCCUGCUCGAAUGAUUAUUUAACUUUCUAGAACUGAUCAUAUAAACAUCUGCAGCAGCCCAAAUGUUUUGAUCAUUUUCUUUUUACCAAGUGUUGGAAAGUAACAUGAUCUACGCUAUGAUGAUUAUUUUGUCUUUGUUCAUUUUCAGUUUGCUGGUUGGACCCACAGCAUCAACAACCUCAUCUCUAAGGAUUUUGAACUUUCUCUGCAAUCAAACGGGCCUUAGCAAUUGCAAAAUUUCCAACUGCUUAGACAUGGAUAAGGUCCCUCCACUGGAUUCUUGCACUGGCCCGCUGUGGGAUUCUGUGAAAAUAAAAACCAGCAUGGACCUAGAUGGGAUUGUUCCUGUUGUGAAUGUGGGUUGGAAACUUCAAGCUGAUGCGUCCAUUUCCAUAAUUUUAGGCUCAGAGAUAAAGGUUAUAGAUGAAAAUACCAAUCAAAGUGUCUGCGUUCAGUUUCGUUUCUCCAUUAUAAAUGUACUGAACCCAAACUACGAAAAGUGGAACUUCUCCUUGGAUGUUGUUGUAGAGCCUGAGCAUACAUACACCUUAGAAGUGUUUAAUUUUCCUGAAUCUGAGAAGGGACAUCAUAGGAUCACAGGAAACAUUACCGUACCAGGAUGUGAAGACAAGAGAAUCAAAGAGGCCCAGCUGUGUCAGGAGAACGGUAGUCUGUGGGAUCCCAAAAUAACGGCUGUUGCCUCUGAGAAUAAAAAUAUGGUUUUUGUGGGAUUUAACUCAUCGGAGUAUUCAGAGAGAUACCGAGUUCUCAUCCAGAGUGGCAAUCGGAAUUGUUCUGAGUGGGUGUCCAAGGAAAACAGAACAUUUCUGAAUGUGACGUUGAUUUGUGAUUUAUCACCAGGAGAAACAAUAAUUAUGAUCCAGCCAGUUUUUAUUCGCUGCAAGACAAACUGUAAAACUGUGAGGAAAAGUGUUCGACUGUGGCAAACGCAGGAACGCAGCUGGUCUUUUCAGAUAUCUAUUGGACUGCUGCUGAUCUUCGUUUGCUUUCUUGUUUACCUACUGCACAAAGCAUCUCAUGAAGGAUCUCAAACUACACCUACGUCUGCUGACAAUCAACAGCCAGAGAUUUUUCAGGUCCAAGAGAGAAAACGUGUCCUGAUCCUUUACUCCCUCGACCACCUGUUAUAUAAGAACAUUGUUCUGAAGUUUUCUGCCUUCCUUGCUGCCAAAUGUGGCACAGAUGUGAUUCUGGACCUGCUGGAUUUAACCAGAUUGGGAGUACUGGGGAGCAUCCAGUGGCUCGAGUGGCACAAGGAGCGAAUAGAGAGCUCUUCAGAUAAGAUAUUAAUUCUUUGCUCCCAAGGAGUACAGGUUAAAUGGAGAGCUAUGUGUGGAGGCCAGCAGGUUUUUUUAAAAGAAGAUGCCCUCUCGCCUGUUGGUGACACGCUCACGCCUUCCCUCACUCUCUUGGUGCCUCAUUUUAUCCGGGCUGCAUCAUUUGAAAAGUAUAUUGUUGCUUAUUUUGAUGAUGUUUGUUCUGAGGAAGAUAUUCCUUUGCCUUUCAAGAUUACAGUUCGCUACAAGCUGAUGAAACAGUUUGAGGAGGUGUUCUUCCGAAUCCUGAACACAGAAAAACAUGAACCAGGCCGUGUGAAGCGAAUCGAUGGACUCUCGGAGGACACAUACCACGAGUGCCCCUCAGGAAGGGCCCUUAGAGAUGCUAUAGAGGCUUUCCGUAGGUAUCAAUCUGAGCACCCAGACUGGUUCCAGGAGGAGUUACUGGAAGGCCCAGAGCUGGAAGAUGAUGAGGCCAGAAAUGAAAACAAUAUUUCAAAAACAGACCAAGUAAAAUAUUAUUUGCUUAAUUCGGUCCAAAUUAUCAGUGACAUGACAUUUCAAGACAGUAUUAUGACAGUAAAGAAAACAAUGGUUCAACUGACUGAACCCCAUCAGAUGUGCUCAACCCUGGAGUUCAACUCUCACACUGAAGGGAUUCAGCUGCUAUAGUAACAAGUUAUUUUCCAUCAUUAUUAUCAAUAUUUUAAUCCCAGCUUGAUUCAAAGAGGCAAUCUACAGAAGAUGAUAAAGAUUAAGAUGAAAGAGAUUAAGAUGAUGGUCAGGCUUUGUGGUAGAGGUGUGCCAUACUGGGAAUUUAGGAUAUUGAUCUGAUGCCAAGUAGAUACAGGGAAAGUAUCACCAAUACCAAUGCUUUUUAUUAUUUAAGUUUUAUAAGACCUCAAACGUGUGAUGUUUUGGUGUUUAUUUUGUUUUUUCUUUUUCUCAUUUUGUGGAAUUUUCAUAAAAGAGAGCCAAAAGAAAACACAUUUUUAUGCAUUUUUCACAUAAUAAAAAGUAAAAAAAUAUAUUACGGUUUAGGGUUUAUUAAACAUACUGUUUGAGAUAGAAUUGAGAAUACAAAAAUAAAAUAAAAUGUAUUUCUUUCAGUUCCUUUAAUUAAAAAAAAAAAUAAAAAUUUUAAAGAAAUUUAAAGAAAUUUGACAUUAACUUCAAAUCUGAGCCACCGCUAUUAAACUGUCUAUUGCCAAUUUUUUUUUAAUCUGUUUUGUGUAAUUGAUGCUAUCAGUCUUAACACAUUUAAUACUAAUAAACAAUGUUCUUGUUUUGUAGAGUUGAUUUAUUUUGUUCAUUUUCUUUUUUCAGCUUACACUUAUUAUAUUCCUAUUAUAUUUUUAUAUCUCCUUAUAAUGUUUUUGUUAAUCCUGUACUCUUGCUUGUUUGCUCUUUUAAUACUGUCAAUUUUUGAAUCAAUA
Molecule: messenger RNA, 2752 nt
Organism: Cyprinodon tularosa
Lineage: Eukaryota; Metazoa; Chordata; Actinopteri; Cyprinodontiformes; Cyprinodontidae
Product: interleukin-17 receptor A
Exons: 11
Coding region: 123-1988 (621 amino acids)
Molecular function (GO): interleukin-17 receptor activity
Source: RefSeq, a predicted model, not a curated record